AUGAAAUCAUUAUCGGUAUCUAAAUACUAUAACAAUAAUAGUUUAUUGACCCCAGAUAAACGAUUGGUAUCAUUUGAUAAUAUAACAGAGUAGAUAAACCACUUAAUCAACUUAGAAAAAAGAUGUACUAUCUGUUUAGAGUUAUUUUUCUGAAUAAUCCUAUCUCAAAUCUGAAGCAUCAAAAAAAGAAAUAAUCAGAUUGAUUAAAUCAACUGUUGACAGUAUUGGUAAAAACAUUAGUAUUAAAGAAUUGAAUUUAAUUUUAACUAAAUUACUUGCAGGAUUAAAUUCUUGUAUUAAUGAAUAAGAUAUGUCUCUUAUUCUAAUUUAACUUAUAUAAGCCAUCAAAUAAAUUAUAAAUAAUUAACAAAUCAAUGAAAAAUAAGUCUAAGAUUAAGAAAAAGCAUAAUUGUUGAUUUAAUUAUAAUAAUUAGAAUAAUAAUCUAAGGAUAACUAAUAGUAAUUUUGUAAUAUUUUAUAUUUCAUUCUAGAAAAUAAACUUAAAGAAUAUGAAAUUUAACAAAAAGUACUCAAAAUUUAAGAUGAGUUUAAAUAAAAUCAUAAAAGCUAAACCAAUUCAGAAUAAUAAAAGGAUCGAAAUAAAUUAAAAGAUUAAAUUAAGCUAAUGUAAUAAAAAAUGUUAACAUAAUCAGAGAAGGAACGUAAAUUAAUACAGUUAGUAAAAGCAGUGAAAUCUAGAGGAAUAGAUGUUGAAAAAAUAUACAAAAAUCUCAAUUUUCAAAGUAGUAAAAAUAGCAUGAGAACUAGCAAACAAUCAGAUUCUUAAAAUGAAGAUAUCUCAAUCACUGAAUCAAAUAUGGCAGACAUUUCUUAAUUAGAUUAUAGUGCUGGAAUUAUUAAGAGAAACACUCACUUUGUAAUUGAUUGA
Paramecium sonneborni is the source of this 889-nucleotide messenger RNA. NCBI's taxonomy places the organism in Eukaryota, Ciliophora, Oligohymenophorea, Peniculida, Parameciidae. The record is from the annotation of a GenBank genome assembly.